This is a messenger RNA of Ilyonectria robusta, 1136 nucleotides long. RefSeq lists its product as uncharacterized. Lineage: Eukaryota; Fungi; Ascomycota; Sordariomycetes; Hypocreales; Nectriaceae. The record is from RefSeq and is a predicted model, not a curated record. Bases 15 to 653 code for a protein of 212 amino acids. The transcript has a single exon.
AUAUCUGGCCCACGAUGCCAUUCCCAUACGCACCCAGGCCACCUUGGUGCGUCCCAACGAUGCUUUUUUGUGACGGCGAUGCAGUAGUGAGUUUAGGAGCGGCGCCCCGGGAGGGAGAAAAGACGUGGUGGGAAGCACAUUGUUGGAUGAUUCGCACCGCGCCCGCCGAGGACGCGAUAUCCGGCCGCCAAUGCAUGCACUCAACAGUUGGCGUGUUCCAGCUGGGGCACAACGCACCGGGAGACAACGGCGUUGCUUCUGGCGGGUGCCGUCUUCCCUCCUCCCGAGGUCCCCUGAUCCAUGCCGCUUUCUCCCCCAGCGACUCUCCCAAGUGGUUGGUACACAGCGUCCCAGAAGGGGCUCGCUGGCUUGUGAUGGUAUGGGGGAAAGAGGAAAAAAAGAGAGAUCUCACCGCCCCUCCCACCCCUUUCAAACGAGAAAAAAAAUCCACUUCCACGCGAUGGGUGGAUGAACGGGGGAGAACCGGGGGCGGCACCAAUCCCGGGGCAUUUUCACGACGAUGUGCUGGCGUUGAGCUGCCACGUCAGGGCAUUGGCUGGGGUUUUCGCAGAGACCCUGGACCUAAUACGACAUCUGGGGAGGAGCGGGAAGUGCCAAGUUUGAGGCAUUCGGAGUUGUGCUGUACCGUGUAGCAGCCCAACACGAAGGAUUACACCGGGAGCCGGGGGGUCGUGGUGGCAGCGGUGGUAGGCAUGUGCUCCUGGCGUCUGUCUCCUGAUGGCUUCAUGGCUUAGACGAGCUGAGGGCUUUUCGGUUGAUUUUUUUUCUUUCUUUUUUGGCUUCCAUUGGCAUCUCUGGUGGUCCCUGGUCUCUUCCCUGGUCUAGUCCAUUUAUCCCAGCUCUGGAACCGGGGACGGGGAACCGGUCUGGGGCUUUUGUGGCUUCCUCGUUUCUUCUUUCACAUUCCGCCACUUCAUCGUGUUAAUACUUGGAGGAAUGAUGGGAAUGAUGGUGGCUAAGGCACCGACGCUCAACAUGGUAAGGCGCUUGCGAUUAGGGCAGAUCCUUUGCCAGGCCGGUCACAAGGCGGAAUGCGGACCACUAGUUCCCAUCAUUUAGUGUCAACAGAUGCCCGCCCUACACACUGCGCGUCCAAGGUCUCGUGAUGAAGACAG